Messenger RNA from Cucurbita pepo subsp. pepo (vegetable marrow), 754 nucleotides. Lineage: Eukaryota; Viridiplantae; Streptophyta; Magnoliopsida; Cucurbitales; Cucurbitaceae. The record is from RefSeq and is a predicted model, not a curated record.
GUAGGUGAAGGAUAUGAACGAACCAGAAAAGCCUCAAGAGGAGAAGCUGCUCAACGCUUAUUAGUUCAACUUGAGACAAGAGGAAUUUCUUACUCUCGUUCUGGCUCCAAGAAGAGAAAACAAAAUCCCAGUUGCGUUGAGGCUGCUAUGGUUCUCUCAUCAUCUAUCAACUGUUCUACAGAUGCCUGUGAUCCCAACUCCGAGACCCCUGUUAUUGGACCAAUCAACUUGAAGAAAGGAGGACCACGGAGUACUUUGUUUGAACUAUGCAAGAAACUGCAGUGGCCAAUGCCAACUUUCAAUACAGUAGAAAAUAAAUCAAGAGUCCUAAUAGACAUUGGCGAAGGCUCGGAGAGAAGAAAAGGAUUUAACAGUUACUUGUCAAAUAUUAUUCUGCAAAUACCCAAUGCUGGCUGUAUUGAAUGUAAAGGUGAUGCCAGAGCCGAUAAGAAGAGCUCGCUUGACUCAGCAUCUCUCGUCAUGCUUGAGGAACUCCGACGACGAGGAAGAGUCGUUAUUAAUGACUCAUGAGCCUUGUCAUUAAUAUAUGUAUAGUCUUAUAUGUCACAGGUUUAGGUUUAUCUUUAGGGCGGAUAGUCUCAUUAGUCCAAAGAUUUAAACUUUAGGGUUGAUAGUCUCACCAGUAAAGAGAUUUAAACUUUUGACCUUUUCAUGGAAUGUAUUAGUUAAUUGAUAUAUGCUUAGGGGUUGACGAGAAUAGUAUUGAUAUAAGAGCAUCAAAUUACCGAGGUUA